ACCAAGGCAGGAAGGCUCUGGAGAAUCCGGGGCGCCCCCUUCUCCGGCAGCGCUUGGGCCUGGGCUCGCGGAGAAGGGGCUGUCAUUCUCCAGGGAUUUCCUGCCUGCUCCUGGACCCCGGGGAGUCGUGAGAACCUGCUCCCAGACGCUGAAGCUGACGUCGGCCUUCAGGGCCCCCUCGCCCGUCGCUGUGGAGGGGCGGAGCCUGGGAGGCUGUCGCCCCGCCCCAUCCCCGCCCCCGCCCCCCUCGCGCUGCAGGCCCGGGGCGGUGAGACCCACUAGGAGCACAACGCUGGGUCCCCGCCCCUUGGGCAGCCAGACUCUGGGUGCGCUGUUUGCCCACCCCACCGGUGGCAGGGGCCGGGCGGGUGUCGGUGCGGGGGGUACAGGAGGCCCUGGCCUGUGAUCGUGAGCGGAAACCCCUCCUGAAGUUUCCCCAAAGCCAUGGACAGCCCUAGUCUGCGUGAGCUUCAACAGCCUCUGCUGGAGGGCACAGGAUGUGAGACCCCUGCCCAGAAGCCUGGCAGGCAUGAGCUGGGGUCCCCCUUAAGAGAGAUAGCCUAUGUCGAGUCCCUGAGGGGUUUGCAGUUCCUGUCACCACCUCUUCCCUCUGUGAGCGCUGGCCUCGGGGAACCAGGAUCUCCUGAUGUUGAGGAUAUGUCAUCUAGUGACAGUGACUCUGACUCGGAUGGGGGCGGCCAUCUCUCACCGUUCCUUCCCCACGACCACCUCGGCUUGGCUGUCUUCUCCAUGCUGUGCUGUUUCUGGCCUGUGGGCAUCGCUGCCUUCUGUCUAGCCCAGAAGACCAACAAGGCUUGGGCCAAGGGGGACAUCCAGGGGGCAGGGGCCGCCUCCCGCCGUGCCUUCCUGUUGGGGGUCCUCGCCAUCGGGCUGGGCGUGUGCACAUAUGCGGCUGCCCUGGUGACCCUGGCCGCCUACCUUGCCUCCCGAGACCCGCCCUAGUUGCUCCUACAGCCCUCACUGUGAACCAUGAGGCCGGCAGUCCAGCGAAUCUGUGGGCAGAGAGUGGAGAAUCUUGGUGGAUGAGGCUGCGGCGGCAGCAGGAGCAUCUAGAGAUGGGAGCAAGCUGGACUGGAACCCCUCCCCUUCCUGGCCACCGCUCAUCGGGCGGCAGCAACGUGAGAUUAAACACCAGACACCCUUGCAUCCAAA
Molecule: messenger RNA, 1173 nt
Organism: Callithrix jacchus (white-tufted-ear marmoset)
Lineage: Eukaryota; Metazoa; Chordata; Mammalia; Primates; Cebidae
Gene: TMEM91
Product: transmembrane protein 91
Cellular component (GO): intracellular membrane-bounded organelle; membrane
Source: RefSeq, a predicted model, not a curated record